AUGGAAAAUUAUCAGGAUAGAAUUACUCCUACACGAAGGUCAGUUGGCCAACAGAGGCGUCGCAGGAGAGAAUUUCAAAAUGAUACACAAAUGGUUAAUGAAGAUUCUCAUCGCACUGAGAAUCAUAAUUCGAAACGGAUGCGUCCUGGAAAUAUCAUUAUUAGAGAGAGGGAGGAAGGAUCAUAUGCGCCUCAUGAUACUGAUUCUGACGAAGAGUCAACAUUUUUACCUAGAAGAAGUGAUAUUAUGCCCGACAUGACCUUACAACGGACACCUUUAGUUGGUACCACAUUCUCAGCUCAAAACAUUCCAAUGCCCUCAGUUACUGUUGAAGAAGAAAAUGUUGAUUAUGAUAGUGAUGAAGUAGAUUACGGCGACGACGACAUACAUUCCCAAAAUACAACCAUGAACCAGAUCCCGACUCUUCACACCAAUAUACGUCAUUUUCUGGGACAAAUGGAUGUUGAGUGUCGCCAUUGCGGGGCAUUGCACUGGAUGGCGGAAAAACUAACAAGUUCAUCUUUGAUAAACCCGAAAUUUGGUAUGUGCUGUCUUCAAGGAAAAGUUCGGCUUCCUUUACUGCGUGAACCUCUAAGACCCUUAAGAGAAUUAUUUGAAGGCAAUGACGCAAGAUCAACUUCUUUCCGUAAUUAUAUCAGAGAGUAUAAUGCAGCAAACGCAUAUACCAGCCUUGGAUGCAAAUUGGAUGAAAGAAUUUUGAAAGGAAGAGGUCCAAGACCUUUUGCAAUACAUGGGGAACUAAGACAUUUGACAGGAGGAAUUCUGCCACUGCCUGGGAAUGAGAGACAUGCGGUUUACUCACAACUAUACAUCUAUGAUCCUGCUUUUGCAUUGUUUGUUCGUGGCGAACGAAAUCCUAAUUUAAAUGUGGAUGUCCUUCAAACAAUUCAGGAUACUAUGCUCCAAUUUAAUGUUUUCUAUACCAAGUAUCGCCAAGCAUAUACAAUAUUGGAUCAAAUGAGUCAUGCAGACCCGAAUUUCCGUGUUUCCCUUCAGUACAACAAAUCAACUGAUGUAAGACAUUAUAAUCUACCGGUAGCGGAAGAGAUUGUGGUUAUCGUACCAGAAAAAACUUAUAAACAGACUGGGCCGCGAGAUAUUAUAUUGCAUUUGAGAGAAAAUAACGGGCUACAACAAAUUUCGGAGUGUCAUCCAGCAUACUUGCCUUUACAUUAUGUUUUGUUCUUUCCUUUUGGAGAGCUGGGAUGGUCACCAACAUUAAGGCACUGGGAUGCGGCCGCGAAUACCUAUACGAAUACCAAAUUAACUCAAAUGGAGUGUUAUAAUUACCGCAUAUUUGAACGUCGUUCAGAAUAUUCCACCAUAUUAAGAGCCGGAAAACUAUUUCAACAAUUUUUGGUUGAUGCAUGGGCCGCUACAGAACAGAGUAAACUUGCAUGGAUCAGAUUCCACCAACCGACUUUGCGUUCGGAUUGUUACAGUUGCAUCGCAGAUAUGACAAAUGAUGAUUUGAAUCCGGGGGAUAGAGGUAAUCCUUUUAUUUUACCAUCUUCACAUACUGGGAGCGGAAGGCAUAUGCAUGAGAUAUAUCAGGAUUCAAUGGACAUUACACGUUUUCAUCACCAUCUCGAUAGUUUUCUUACAAUGACAUCUAAUCCUAAUUGGCCAGAAAUAAGAAAUGCACUUUUCCCACGUCAAACUUCACUUGAUCGUCCUGAUCUGGUGGCUCGCGUUUUUGAGAUUAAAAGAAAAGCUCCGAUGAAAGAAAUAAAGGAAAAAAAGGUUUUCGGUACAGUUGUUGCCCAUGUUUAUACCAUCGAGUUUCAGAAACGAGGAUUACCGCACAUGCAUUGUCUUAUAUUUUUAAAAGAUUCCGAAAAAAUUCGUACGUCAGACAUGGUUGAUAAAUUUGUUUCCGCUGAAUUUCCGGAUGAGAAAAAUGACCCCAUACUAUUUGACACGGUCAGCAAGUGUAUGGUUCACGGUCCAUGUGGAGAUCGAGAUCCGGGUGCACCGUGUAUGGCAAAAGAAAAAUGUACCAAAGGAUAUCCAAAGAAUUACACAAACACAACAACUUUGGAUGAGGGUGGGUAUCCAAGUUAUUGUCGGCGUCGGUAUGGAAGAGAAUUAACGGUCAGAAAUAACAAAAAGGCAUAUAAUAUUGAUGUUGUUCCAUAUAAUCCACAUCUAUCAAGAAUGUUCAAUUGCCACAUCAAUGUGGAAAUAUGUGCGGGCAUAAGAGCGGUUAAAUAUAUUAACAAAUAUAUUUUCAAAGGUGGUGAUCGAACUACGAUGGUAUUGGGAGAACAUGACGAGAUUCAACAGUACAUUGAUGCGAGGUACAUUGGACUUGCCGAGGCAGUAUGGCGUUUAUUGGAGUACCAGUUACAUGAAGAGAAUCCGAGUGUACAGCGGUUAUCCGUGCAUCUACAAAAUAAGCAACGAGUUGUGUAUAAUUCAAAGCGAUCAAUGAGCUCUGUUAUACAAACAACACAGGAACAUAAGACCACUUUGAUGGGUUACUUUGAGUAUUAUGCUAAAACUCCAACAGCUCCGGCCUAUACUUAUCAAGAGUUCCCGCAACACUUUGUAUGGAAAAAAGAAACUAAAGAGUGGAAAAUCAGACAACAAGGUUUUUCAAUUGGAAGAAUGUAUUUUGUUAGCCCUAAUGCUGGCGAGUUGUACUACUUACAUAUGUUACUCACAAAUGUAAGAGGUGCCCAGUCUUUUGACGGGUUAAGGACUGUAACUAAUGGAGAAGCGUGCACGGUCCAUGAUACGUUAAAAGAGGCAUGCAUUGCACUGGGAAUAUUAGCAAAUGAUGGAGAAUCGUAA
This is a messenger RNA of Papaver somniferum (opium poppy), 2817 nucleotides long. RefSeq lists its product as uncharacterized. The record is from RefSeq and is a predicted model, not a curated record. The transcript is spliced from 4 exons. Lineage: Eukaryota; Viridiplantae; Streptophyta; Magnoliopsida; Ranunculales; Papaveraceae. The coding region runs from base 1 to 2817 and encodes 938 amino acids.